This is a messenger RNA of Penaeus chinensis, 4276 nucleotides long. RefSeq lists its product as uncharacterized. The transcript is spliced from 4 exons. The record is from RefSeq and is a predicted model, not a curated record. Gene Ontology annotation, biological process: SCF-dependent proteasomal ubiquitin-dependent protein catabolic process. Bases 1 to 1680 code for a protein of 559 amino acids. NCBI's taxonomy places the organism in Eukaryota, Metazoa, Arthropoda, Malacostraca, Decapoda, Penaeidae. Gene Ontology annotation, cellular component: SCF ubiquitin ligase complex.
AUGGCCGAUUGCGAAAAUAGUGUUCAGACCUUGGCGUCUCUUUCUGUAAAGAAGAGUAUUAUGUUUCUGCAGCAACUUGUGUAUCGUUUUGUAAAUAUCAAAGACAUUGAGCCAUGUGCCUCUUUCUUGAGGGACUUGCUUGCAUCAAUCCCACCCAAUUUCCAUGCAGAAUUUCUUGAUAAACUAGCACCAAUAUUUGACAAUAUAACAAACUGUGCUGUGGAAAAUUGUGUCUUGGACAUAAUAGAUGAGUUGGCUCUGAUGCUGUUAUCUCCAUCCAUAACACAGAUAGAUGUCGACAAGUUCAUUUUCCCAACAAGAAACCCAGCCAAAUACCUUAAAGCCUUAGAACAUGCAACCAGUCUAAGAAUGUUAAUUAGCCAGAGAGAAAAUGUAUGGAAGUAUUCCAUCAGUAAAUUUGAACUUCUCUCUUCUGCUUUGACAAAGAUGCCAAUGCUGAGACAUCUGACUUUACAUCAUAUUAAAAUUCCUAGUGGUAAGAUUAACCAGUUGUUACUGGGUUUAGCAUCAAACAGUCCCCACUUGAUAUAUCUAGAUUUAAAAUAUGGGGCCUUAACUGACUCUGGCUUAGAUCCAAACUCAUUGGAAAAGUUUGGAAAAAUUACUGAUUUCACAGACUGCAUCCCUGCCUUGUUAAAAAUGAAAAAUCUUCAUUACCUAAAUGUCAGUGAGUCUUGGCUCACUUAUGUUGGUGUGAAAGCAAUUGUGAAGAAUCUACCCCUGCGAAGAUUGGAUGCCAUUGUGGAGGGAGGCUAUGAUCUGCAGGCUGUUGUUAUAAAAGACAUCCUGAUGUUACAGUCUGAGCCUCUUGUACUUCCCAGAACAUCGUACUAUGUUGCUCCUGAGGAACACAACAUUCAAUAUAUAUGCCAAGCAUGCCCACAGUUAGAGUACAUCAUCAUGCAACAUUGUGGUGUUGGAGUGACAGAAUCCACCUUCCAGAGCCUCACCAGCUUACAGCACUUGAAAAAGGUCACCAUUUGUGGUCUAGAGUGGUCUCUCCUCCAUUCCCAGAUUGCUAUCAAUGACGAUCCUAUGCCCAUCAGCAAUGUAGUGACAGAGGUAACCUUGACUGAGCCCUCAUGUGUGGAUGCAUACCAUCUAGGGAGCCUGUCAGUCUGUUUCCCGCAGCUCACUCACCUCUGGGUAUUGGGCUCGCAGAAUGAGGAGAGUGAUGUUCCCUGGGAUGGAGUCAGAGUAUUCACAAAAUUGACACAUCUUCAUUAUGAAGGUUCCCUGUUUAUUGGAAAAUUUGGGAGAAUAGAGAGGGAGCAAGGGCUACAGAAUAUCCUGGAUGUUCUACUGGCUUGGUGCAAACAGCUUCGAAGCUUAACCUUAUACACUAAUUACCUGGAAAAUCUCAUGUUGCAUUUUGCAGUGCGAAGAAAUGGACUACGCAAACUCGAGGAACUGAGGAUAGGGUUGCAGCAUGAUUUAUCAAGUGACACAAUAAUGCUUUUACUUCAAAAUACUCCAGACUUACGGAUACUUGGAAGGACUGAUUGGUGGACAACUAUGACUCACUUAGAGAAAGUUAAUCUCAUAAGAACCCUUAAAUUAAGAUACAGCAAUCUUGAAGUUUUUGGAUUAGACAACUGUAGUGAUGUGGAGCAUGAUCCUCGGCCUACAAAAAAUAUUCACAGCAUUGUUGUGUGGUAGCUCCCCUGUCAGUGAUGAGCUCUGUGGCUGUUGGCUUUAAUGAAUGAAUUAAUGAAUCAAACAAAAUAUUUGUAUUCUGUAGGGAAGUCUCAGUGGGACUUUUCAAUCACUGUAUUUGAGUGAAAAUGAUGGAAGGAUAUAUAAAGGAGAUUUUUUUUUUAUUGCGUUUAGGGUAAUUGCUUUGAGAAGCUUAUCCAUGUCCAUUUUGUACUCGUAAGAAUAGCACCUGGUUGUAUUAGGCGCCUUUCAUGCUUGCUCAUAUUGUAAUAGUGUUGUAUUGUCACUCUGUGGUAAUAAGAUGUGUUUGUUUUAUGAAUGAUGGACUUUUGUCAUACAUAAGGUUUGUUUUUUGGCCUUGCCUAAAAGAUCUGAAACCUAAAAACAAAUACAUCUUAGUAUAACUAGUAUUUGUUAUAGAUUGUACAAAGAUAUAAAGAAAAGGUCAAAGAAAAAUUGAAAACAAAAAUGUCAAGAAGAUAAAUUUGUGUUCACAAUUUUUUUUUUUUUUUUUUGAAGAGUUGGUAAUUACUCAUUGUAAUUUCAGGUCAUUUUUAUAAAUAUUGUAUCAAGUUUUGGGCUUCUCUUAAGAAAGGAGGAUUAGGACUUCAUAUAGAUGUUAAUUUAUGAAAUACCUGCGGAUAUUAGAUAAUCUAAUUGUAGUUUAGUCUUGUCUCUUUAAAAGAUCAGAUAUUACAUAAGGAUGACAUAGAAUUUUCCUCUUUUAGACUAAGCUGUAGAAUGUGAUUCUGAGGACUAAAAGGGGUAUAGAACUUACACAAUCAUAGGAUUAUUUUUAGAAAAUGCAGUAAGUGCUUAGAUGAAAUGAGCCAUUAACAGCAACUAUGAUAAAUGUUGACCAUUGAUAGAAGUUCUUAGUACAUUGUUUAAAGGAAAAACAGUUAAUGGCUCUGGAAGUUGGAAUAAGCAGAGAAACACUAAUCUACGAAAAUGUCCAUAAUAAGAGACUUUAAUGUGCAGUUGUGUUGCUUUUAACUAGAGUGAACAAAACAUGAACUAAUGAGUAGAAAAAAAUCUUUGAUCACUGCCUUGUAAUCUUAAAAGAUGAGAUGUUGAACUGCAGAUGUUGCAAGAACUGCAUUUAGUUAAAAAAAAUAUUACGCUUAUAUGUAGGUCAGGUACCAUUAGGAUAAGAGAACAGAAGAAAAUUGAUAUAAAAAUAAAAGAACACUUAUUGCUGUUAGGAAAUAUUUGUUAAACGGUAUGAUACCAGGUGUGUGCUAAUGAAAGUACCAAUAGAUUAUUUUUUUUAUCUGAUAAUUGGGAUUAAACACUUUAAUUUCAUGGUAUAUGCAAACAAAGAAUAGAGCUUAAGUGAGAACUAUGUAGUACCUAACAUCUCUACAGGUUUGAUAUUGUAAAGAAAGAUAUUUUGUGUUAGGUGAUGAUAGCCUGUGGUAGAAAAUACAAGCUUUUUACAUAGGAGGAUUUAAGAAGCAAAAUGCAUUUAAUUGAUUUUUUUGAAUAGGUCCUCAAGAAGAAAUUUGCUCUGGAUCAUGUUUUGAUAUAUAUGUGUUGAAGAUGUAUUUGAGUAGCUCAAUCAAAGGAAAACUAGAAAUCACUCACAGUGUAUGGGGAGAUUUACUUGUAAAAUGAACUCUUAUGUGUGUUUAUGGUAAGUAAACUCUACAUCUUUGUCCAUUUUAAUGUCUGAAUGGAAUACUGUUUGCUUCAUAUUUUGUAUAGAAUGCCAGUAUGUGUUCAAAAGUGACUGCACAGUAUAAUUUUGUUUUUAUCCUAAGAAAAUUGUCAGUCAGUAUUGUUUUUCUUAAAGAUUACACAAUUAGCUAUAAUAUUUACUCAGUGACAAGCUACUUAGACUUCACAUGAGUGUGGGAUUACUGUCUUCUAAAAAUAUAUAUAGGUAUAUAGAUGUAGAACCUCAAAAUAUGUGAACAGUCACUGUAAGUUUUUCUAUUCCUUCCUGUUUUUAUUUGUUAUAAUUUGAACUUAUUUUUGCAAGGCAUGUGUAAAGUUAUUUCAGAUUAUGUGUAUUGCUUUAGAAAAUACAAAUGAAUGUUAAUGCCUUUGUUUGAAGUGUUUAUUAGACAGUAUUGUGAUCUUGCUGUAAAUUGUUUAGUGUAAUGUUGCGUUUGUGUAAGGAAGAGAAGUUAUUUUCAUAUACUUUACUACAACACUUAGGUCUGUGCACUGUCAGUAUUGUGACAUCUUUAUUUUAAAAAUGUAAAGGAAAAAUAGAUAAAUAUGUAUUUCAGCUGUAGUGGAGAUUGAAAAUGUAAGGUAGUGCAGCUUUUGAAAUGUUAUGCAGUGUAGAUAUACUUUCCCUCUAUCAUCUGUAUAGAUGGGAACUUGCAUAAGGGAAGGAUUGAGUGUAAAUUAGUUUUUAUUUUGUGCAUCUGUAUGUGCACAAUGUAGAGCCUCUUUGUAACAACAUACUUUUUACAAUUUACACCUAUAUGCAAAAAUGGUACUUUUGUCCUGUCCCAAGACUCAUGGCCAGAAGCUUCCUUAAACAGGUUGCAUUGUAUAAUCAGUGUGGAAGGAUUUCAAACAGAGGAACAUGGAGAGGAUAAAUGUGAAGGAAAAUGUGCAAAGGAGAAAUGCAAAGGGAAAUGUA